AUCCGUCUACGGUCAACCGCGACACUCACCGAGCGACUUGUUGAGUUCUGCGUGAAAGUCCAGUCCUCGGUCUCCCCAUGCCUCCAUCUCCUCUCGACGACAGAAUUGUGGUGGCGCUGCCAAGGCCGAUCCGACCUCAGGAACUCCAAUUGCGCCUGGACACCAGCUACCUGGACUCCAUCACCACCAGCAGCAGCGACAAGACAGUAAUCAGCACCACCGUGGUGAAGAUCCGGGCGACGGCCAAUCUUGUAACGUAUAUGCCCUCAUCCAAGGGCUCCACGCGCUCAUUGUCGUGUGGAUGCAGCAGUGCUAGCUGCUGCUCUGUCACCACCUAUGAGAAGGACAGCCAGAGCCUCAGCCACAGCCAGGUGAGCGCAAGUAGCCCCAAUCUCAGCUACGCUGGGCCCCCUACCCCCAUGGUCAGCAGCCAUGAAGCAUUAAGUGCCCCCAGUCUCGCCCCAGGCACACCAAAGGCCCUGUCCACCUUGAGGGUCAUCCACCCUAAUGAGCUGGCCAAGCGGAUGACCUGCUGUCCCAUGGGUCACCCUGUGGGGCCUGUGCCGGUCAUCAUUGACUGCCGGCCCUUCAUGGAGUACAACAAGAGCCACAUCCGGGGCGCCGUGCACAUCAACUGCUCCGACAAGAUCAGCCGGAGGCGGCUGCAGCAGGGCAAGAUCACUGUGCUGGACCUCAUCUCCUGCCGUGAGGGCAAGGACUCUUUUAAGGGCAUCUUCUCCAAAGAGAUUGUGGUUUAUGAGAGCACCACAGACCCCAACCGGCUGACAUCCACCCAGCCUCUACAUGUGGUCCUGGAAUCACUGAGGAGGGAGGGCAAGGACCCAAUCAUCCUCAAAGGAGGCCUUAGCAGCUUUAGGCAGAGCCAUGAAAACCUGUGUGAGCACUCGCUGCACCUUCAUGAAAGCUUGGACACGGGCGCAGCUGCUGGCCUGACGGGGGCUCUACCUCACUCCCUGCCCUCCACCCCGGACAUAGAGAACGCAGAGCUGACGCCAAUCCUGCCCUUCCUCUAUCUGGGGAACGAGCAUGAUGCUCAGGACAUCAACCUGCUGCAGCGCUUGAACAUCGGCUACAUCCUAAAUGUGACCACCCACCUGCCGCUCUACCACUAUGACACGGGCCUCUUUGUCUACAAGCGUCUGCCCGCCACCGACAGCAACAAGCAGAACCUGCGGCAGUACUUUGAGGAGGCGUUUGAAUUCAUUGAGGAAGCACACCAAGCGGGUAUGGGCCUCUUGAUCCACUGCCAGGCAGGCGUGUCUCGUUCAGCCACCAUUGUGAUCGCCUACCUGAUGAAGCACACCUGGAUGACCAUGACGGACGCCUACAAGUUUGUCAAAACCAGGAGGCCCAUUAUCUCCCCGAACCUUAUCAUGGGCCAGCUGCUGGAGUUCGAGGAGGACCUCAACAAGGAAUAACGCCACGAAUUCCUCACACCAAAGCUGAUUGGUGUGGAAACCAUCGUCUAAAUUAAGCUCUCGACCCUCCGAUGCUCGCACUUUUACCAAGUCUCCGUCUGCCAGCGGAGAUGGGCUGCUCUGAGCCGAUUUGGAGUGUGAGAGUCGCCGUAUUUUCCUUGAUUCUCGAGAGUGCCAAAGCUCUGGGUCA
Archocentrus centrarchus (flier cichlid) is the source of this 1629-nucleotide messenger RNA. RefSeq names its product dual specificity protein phosphatase 10-like. The record is from RefSeq and is a predicted model, not a curated record. Gene Ontology annotation, biological process: negative regulation of JUN kinase activity; peptidyl-tyrosine dephosphorylation. Gene Ontology annotation, molecular function: protein tyrosine/threonine phosphatase activity; MAP kinase tyrosine phosphatase activity; MAP kinase tyrosine/serine/threonine phosphatase activity. Gene Ontology annotation, cellular component: cytoplasm; cytosol. NCBI's taxonomy places the organism in Eukaryota, Metazoa, Chordata, Actinopteri, Cichliformes, Cichlidae.